AUGGCUGCAAAUAACAGCGGCACUCCCCGUGUCACCUUCCUUGCACCUGAGAAACAUAAUGAAAAGGUGCCACCGAAGAAACUGGGCAAACUCACUGUUAAAUAUAAUCGCAAGGAAAUACAACGUCGGCUGAAACUAGAAGAGUGGAUAGACGCUCAAAUUCAACUAUUGUAUCAGAGCGAGGAUAAGUUGAAAAAUGAUGUUGCUGAACCUGAGAUUGAUAUUGAUGACUUUCUGGAUCUGUCAUACGAAGAGCAGAGAUCUAAGCUACAGGAACUCCUCAAAGACUGCACCAAACCUAUAGAAGGUUUUAUGGGAGAACUCCUGCAGCGUUUGAAAGGUUUGAAGAAGAUAUCAAUGCUGCAGCGUAAAUGAGAUACUGAAAUGACUCUUCCCUCCUGGGCAGAAUGUAUAAUGGAGCAACACAUGACAAUUCUCUUACAAACUCAAAAAACCUACUUACUCCUCAAAAAUGUCCGGUACAUAAACUGGGCGAGGCAACGUUUAACUGUUACAGGACUGUGUUCAUUUCAUUGUCUGAAUAUUCUUCACACACUUAAUUAACUAUUUAUGCCCCUACUGCCUUGCCCAUGUUGGAAAUUAAACCCCAAAAAGUAACAGUGAUAUCCUGCACCAUAAGAGUUUC
Messenger RNA from Bombina bombina (fire-bellied toad), 646 nucleotides. It is a transcript of the gene PPP1R14D, whose product is annotated as protein phosphatase 1 regulatory inhibitor subunit 14D. The coding region runs from base 1 to 375 and encodes 124 amino acids. Gene Ontology annotation, biological process: regulation of phosphorylation. Gene Ontology annotation, molecular function: protein serine/threonine phosphatase inhibitor activity. The transcript has 4 exons. Lineage: Eukaryota; Metazoa; Chordata; Amphibia; Anura; Bombinatoridae. Gene Ontology annotation, cellular component: cytoplasm. The record is from RefSeq and is a predicted model, not a curated record.